AUGACAUCGACACCGACACCGACGGUCCCCUUCUUCAAGAAGAAAGGCAAGGCUCGACCGACGACUGGGCGUAGACGUUCUGCAUCUCCUGUUGCGCGUGCAGAAGCGUCGUCGUCAUCGAAAUCCCAAGUAGUAUUACCAAGCAAAAAGGCGGCAUCAAACCUUCUUAGUGCAGGCACGAAGCGCAAAAUAUCAGACAGAGACGAUGACUUGGAUGCACCAGAAAGAGAAGGUCCUGAUGUCAAGUGGUCGUCGUCGGGCUCUCAUGUCAAUGCUGCGCUGGACAUUAUAGCUGGAGAUGAACUCGAGGAGCAAGAGGAGAAGAGGCGGAUAAAGGAAAAGGCGGCUGCUGGGAGCGACGACGAGAUACCAGAUGACGGACAGUAUCGGGGACAAAGUGCGUACAAGAGCCACCUGAAGAAGAACAAAGAGGUACCCAAAGCCAUGAGGGUUGGACCGCAACGCAGCACAAACACGAUCCGGACGGUCACAAUCGUGGAUUAUCAGCCGGACGUAUGCAAGGAUUACAAAGAAACUGGUUACUGUGGUUUCGGUGAUACUUGCAAGUUUCUCCACGAUCGCGGAACCUAUCUCGCUGGCUGGCAGCUGGACCAAUUAGCUGAAAAUCCUAAAAAGAAAGUUGAGGACGACUCCUCUGGAUCCGAUUCGGAUGAUGAAGAUAUCCCUUUUGCCUGCUUAAUUUGCCGGAAACAUUAUACAGAUCCUAUAGUUACUCGUUGCGGACACUACUUCUGUUCGGCCUGUGCGAUCAAACGUUUCGCAAAGACUCCCAAGUGUGCCGCAUGCGGUGCGCCUACAGGUGGAAUGUUUAACCGAGCAGAUAAGGUCAUAGCGAAGAUGAACAAGAAAAGGCAGGAGAAGGGGGAUCAAUCUGACGGCGAGAAUGAUGAAGGAGAAGGUGUUGAAAUUGAGGGACUAGGUGACGAGAGCGGGAGUGACAAGAAAGGUCAUGAUGGAUCUAAUAGUGAUUCCGACGAGGACUCCGAUGAGGAUUGA
This is a messenger RNA of Guyanagaster necrorhizus, 1017 nucleotides long. RefSeq lists its product as uncharacterized. Gene Ontology annotation, biological process: snoRNA splicing. The record is from RefSeq and is a predicted model, not a curated record. The transcript has 3 exons. Gene Ontology annotation, molecular function: metal ion binding. Gene Ontology annotation, cellular component: U2-type spliceosomal complex. NCBI's taxonomy places the organism in Eukaryota, Fungi, Basidiomycota, Agaricomycetes, Agaricales, Physalacriaceae. The coding region runs from base 1 to 1017 and encodes 338 amino acids.